CGACUCCUCCCACCGAUCCAACAUGGCGCCGUAGGGACGUUGUUAUUGUUCCGUCGCUCUCUCUGGUUCUUCGCAUCGCCACGAAAAACUACGCAGGCGAAACCACCCGAGCGAGUCCACGCGGGCAUGAGCGCAGCACCCGGACACCAUGUUACGCUCCACCGGCUUCUUCCGAGGGAUCGACUGCCCGUUUUACGCCGAGUCCGGCGACGCUGGCGGCGGCAGGAAUGGGUGUAACAGAGCCUACUGUCACUUCAGGCACAGCCAGCAGCGGCGGCCGUCCUACGGAGCUCCGCCGGCGGAUGUGAAGAAGCACAGGGAGCCGCUCUCCGCCCAGAAAGAACAAGGUUAUGAUCCCUUCAACCCAGAAGUGGUGCGGCCCCAGGAGCAGCAGAAUGGGAAGCCGGCUGAGUCGGGGGACUUCAGCGGGGCCCUGGAGCAGGUCAACAGGGCCAUUGAGGAGGCCCGCAGUGAGGUGGAGUGGGAGAAGAGGAAGCUCUCUCGAAUUGGGGACGAACCAUACAAUCCCAGUGGGAGUACCAGUUUGUCUUCAUCUCGUGCCACAAAAAGUAAAGCUGCAGCUUCACACAUGGCCUACGAUCCUGGGAGCUAUCAGAUCACAUCAGUUGGUUAUAAUCCCUCCCCCAGCUGCAGCAAGUACACCUUGGAUUCCGACAACCAGGGGAGCAACAGUAACUCUAUGGAAUAUGUUCCUACGUUGAAAAAGCCUCCAACUCGGACAAAAACGUACAAACUCCCCUCUCCCCCUUCCAGCCCAAAGUAUUCAAUCAGCGCAGUCGCCUCAAAGUGUAAAUACACUCUGGACAAUUCAAAACCUUCUACAGACAUGGAGUAUGACCCACUCUCCAACUACACGGCAGGAAUCGCAGCAAAGAGCAAGAGGGCAGAGGCUGCCCGGGCUGUUAAGACUCAUGGGAGCAAGACACACAAGUUACCUGUGCGUGAUUUAUCAGAUGAGGAGUACGUUGUAGCUGUGAAAAAAACACAGCAGCCGAGUGUAGACAUGUCCAAAUACACUUUUUCUGACUCUGAGGAGGAGAGCUCUGGAACGGAGUAUCGACCCACCUCUCUUAGAAAUCUCCAGCAGAGAAAAGGCAACACUGGAACGGCUGGUGUCGCUUUUGCGAAGGAGAAAAAAGAGAGAACUGAAAGUGUAAUAAAUGCACUGACACAAAGGAAUAAAGAGGACUCGGCACAGGACUCGGAUGUCCAGGUAGACAUUAAACGAAAGGGCAAUCCAGAGAAAAAUAAGCUGGUUAGUCGAAUUAGUCAUGAGAAAAGUGGCAAAUCUGAGAAAAUCCAUAAAUUUGAAAAAGAGGCAAAGAAAACGUUAAGUAGUAAAAGCGGUAGCAGCAGUCGCAACGACAAAGGUUCAAUAAAACACUCAAACCAGGAGUCUGCAAAAAAAGAGAACAAGAGUCUUGGGAAGAAAGAUGAUAGUAAAAACACGAUAACGGAUAAGACCAGUGAUAAAAUUCAGAGGGAGGGAAGAGACAAAAAGAGAAUUGAUGGUAAAAUCAAGGCUGUGGAAAAAGUUAAAACAGACUCAAGCAAACGACACAUAGACACAGAAAAUGAUUCAAGGGAAAGAAAGAAACCCAAAACAUUAGACAAGGAAAAGGAACACAGCAGGAAUAAGGACCGGCAACAUAAAAAUGGUAAACUUGACACGAGUAAAAGAGAAAAGGAUGUGAAGAAAAUGAACAAAAGCAGUUCUCAGGGUGGCAGCAGCAGCAGCAGUCACAGUAGAGGAAGUUCUGCAAGCAGCAAUAAGACGAAGCAAAACGUCAGCUCAUCAAAUGGGAAAAGACCUGAGAACAAGCGGAAGAGUCUGAGCCACGCAGAUCUGUUUGGAGACGAGAGUCCAGAAGAGGCUGAUCCGAUGGAGGUGGAUGACGAUGACGAUGACGACGAUGAUGGAGAGGAAGUUUUGGUGAGAAAGUCAGCUGAUGCUUUAAAGAGGGCGUGUCUAAACAAGAGGAAAGUGUCCGAGCUGACUCCGUCUUCCUCUGACGAUGAGGGUGACGUGGAGGGAGGCAGCGCAGAUAGGGACGAAGUGGAUCAACUCGAAAUCGACAUCUCCGGUUUCCAGGACGAUUUUGACCUUGACUCAGAUCCCAUGGAGGAGUGUUUGCGGAUCUUCAACGAAUCCAAGGAUGUAAAGAAGGAAGACAAGGGCAGGCAAACCAAACAGCCCUCUAGGGAUUCAGAGGAGGAGAAAAGCCCAGAGACCACUCUCAUCCCCGGUCAAAAGAAGAGAGUCUCACAUUGUUCUGCCAAAAGUGAAUCAACUAAGGUACGACCGUACAAGAGAGCCUCGGCCCAGGAGGUCUGCUACCAGCGUAUGCAGCUGGCGCAGCAUCAAGCUGCUCAGCUCUCUGCUUCAGUCAAAGCUGCUGCACAGAGCUCCAGCUCCAGCUUCCCUGGAGAGAGGAAGAGGAUAGCACACCGUCCCAGCCCACAGAUAUCAUCCUCCAAAACAAGUUCUGCAGAUGCUAAACCAGCUGUCAGUCGAGUGUUAUCCCCCAACCAGACGCAUCAGACUGUCAAGGCUCAAACCACAGCCGGUAUUUUGUCCAAGACUAUGUCCACUGUGACGGGGAAGAGGAUGGCGCACACUCCCACCAUGAAGAGUUCUUCGAUGAAGCGGCCCAUCAUCCCCACUGACUUUGGGGCCAAAGUUCCUACCAACGUCCGCCAGCGCUACCUCAACAUUUUCAUAGAUGAAUGUGUCAAAUUCUGCCCAUCAGAGGACGCUGCCUUCCAGAUGGGCCUCGACGAAGAGAAGCUGGUGUAUGAGCGCAGUAGCAGUAAGAACAUCUAUCUCAAUGUAGCUGUCAACACCUUGAAGAAGCUUCGCAGCAAGUGCAGCUCCCGUCCAUCACCUGUCACCAAGGACCCGGGGGUGUUUGCUAACAGGAAGGCCCAGUCCCAUGAGGAAGUUCUCGGGGGUCGGUUGGCUGCUACAACCAGCUUCACUGUCAACAGGAUGGGUAAACAGCAGGAGGAGAAACUCACAGGACUCACUCUGUACAGGAAACUGAAGACGUACAUGAUGACAGAGGAGCAGCUGCAGGAGCACGGCUACCCAAGAUUUAACCCAGAGGCUCCGGGCAAGGCCUUCGUAUACAACGUCCCAGAGAAAAAGGCCAUCACAGAUCCCUUGAACAAGAUAUGCUGUCGAUGUGGAGCAGAGUAUAGGAUCAAUGUCAAUGGCAACUGUGUACGGAAAGAGGAAUGCAGUUUUCACUGGGGACGUCUACGGAGACACAAAGGCUCUGGAGGCUGGGAGACCAACUACAACUGCUGUGCUGGUGCGGUGGGCGCUCCAGGUUGCCAAGUGUGCAAGCAACAUGUUCAGGACGGGCGGAAAGAGUCGUUAGAUGGCUACAUGUCAACGUUCAGUAAAUCUCUACCACCAGAUGGCAACGGAGGGGUGUUUGCUUUGGACUGUGAGAUGUGCUACACAAAACAAGGCCUGGAACUGACGAGGGUGACGGUCAUUGACUCUGAGAUGAAAGUUAUCUACGACACCUUCGUCAAACCUAUAACCAAAGUGGUGGAUUACAACACACGAUUUUCCGGGGUGACGCAGGAGGACUUGGAGAGCGCCACCAUCACCCUGAGAGAUGUUCAGGCCGUGCUGCUCAGCAUGUUCAGCGCUGAAUCCAUUCUCAUCGGACACAGUCUGGAGAGCGACCUCUUCGCUCUGAAGCUAAUCCACAGUUCAGUCGUAGACACAGCCAUCGUGUUCCCUCACCGCCUCGGCUUACCCUACAAACGUGCCUUGAGAAACCUGAUGGCUGAACACCUCAAACGCAUCAUCCAGGACAACGUGGAGGGCCACGACUCGAGCGAAGAUGCGUCCGCCUGCCUGGAGCUGAUGAUCUGGAGGAUCAAGGAGGAUGCAAAGGUCAAAAGAUGACCUCUGACCCCUCUGCUCCACUUUCCGCAGCACGACUUCCUGCGUUCAUGUUUGUUAGCGGGAAGUCAGAAGUUCAGGAGGCCUGCACCUGCUCUCAGAGAGUCUCAGUGGUGGAGAGAUCAGAACAGAGGGAAGUUUUCAUCAGUAAAGUCUGAUACCUACUGUUACUGAAAAGCAAUAGGAGGCGGAAUUGACAGUGUUUUCAUUUGUUUGUAUUUCAGUUCUUAACGAUGUUAGUUUCAAAGUAUUUCUGUUAUUUGAGUGGUGUCUUUUAACACCUCGGACAGUCGAUGAAUAAAAACCUUUCUAUAGAAGAACUACUCAAAACGCCAGGGCAUUGUCCGCUGACCGCUGACCGAUAAAUAUGAUAUUCAUGCCAGGCUCCACCCUCAGCCUAAAUUGCACUAUAGAAAUGCUCUUGUUGUAUAGGGCCAAAGUCUGAGUACCUCAUCUGUGUUAUACUGCAUUCAAUUCUAAUGGAUAACACAUGUUCUUAGUUACACAUAAGUGCAUUGAUGUCUUAGUCUGUCAAGCAUUGCUGUGUAAACGCACUUUUCACGAUGCGCCUCGUCUGGCGUCGCUGAUGCUCUGUUCAUGCAGCGGUUCUUAUCGCCUUCAUUAUGUCAGUUGGCUCUCAAACCUGAAUAAUCCUAUAAUACUUGAUCAUUUAAAAUAAACAAAACCCUCAGCAGACGUUGUAAAGUCUCUGCUGCUACCUGUUUGGUAAAGUUGAUGGACGAUGUCACUGUAUUUUAUAGUUCAGACAAAAUACUAUAACCGCCACCGUCUCCGUGUCGAACGUUGCAUGAGAUACAAAAUAUUCCUUCAUAAUGACAAAAGUAGGCUCAGUAUUGUAGAGUUAAACCUGGGUUGUGAAUUACUGACAGUUAUCAUUUAGUGUGAAUCGGCUGUUUUAUGUUGAAAAUGACAGAAGAUUUAACCAAGUGCUGUAAAUAUGCAGUUUCCUUUUGUAUUUUUGGUUGUUCAUCUUUUUCUAUUAAAAGGUAUUAGUAAAAAAAA
Molecule: messenger RNA, 4966 nt
Organism: Hippoglossus stenolepis (Pacific halibut)
Lineage: Eukaryota; Metazoa; Chordata; Actinopteri; Pleuronectiformes; Pleuronectidae
Gene: rexo1
Product: REX1, RNA exonuclease 1 homolog
Exons: 16
Coding region: 149-3946 (1265 amino acids)
Cellular component (GO): nucleus
Molecular function (GO): exonuclease activity; nucleic acid binding
Source: RefSeq, a predicted model, not a curated record